GCAGAGCACACGUACGGGGAGGUGAACCAGCUGGGUGGUGUCUUCGUGAACGGGCGGCCGCUGCCCAACGCCAUCCGCCUGCGGAUCGUGGAGCUGGCCCAGCUCGGCAUCCGCCCCGCGACAAUCAGCCGCCAGCUGCGGGUCUCGCACGGCUGCGUCAGCAAGAUCCUGGCCCGCUACAACGAGACCGGCUCCAUCCUGCCCGGAGCCAUCGGAGGCAGCAAGCCGCGCGUCACCACCCCCAACGUGGUCAAACACAUCCGAGACUACAAGCAGGGCGAUCCCGGCAUCUUCGCCUGGGAGAUCCGCGACCGGCUGCUGGCCGACGGCGUCUGCGACAAGUACAACGUGCCGUCGGUCAGCUCCAUCAGCAGGAUCCUGAGGAACAAAAUCGGCAGCCUCUCGCAGCCCGGCGGCCCUUACGACGGCGGCAAGCAGCCCCCCCCCGCAGGCCCCGCCCUGCCCUACAACCCCCUUUACCAGUACCCGUACCCCGGUCCCAUGGCCCCGCCGGCAGCCAAGAUGAGCGCUCAUCCGGGGCCCGUCCCCGCGGCCCACGUCGGGCUGCCCCGCUCCUGGCCCUCGGCUCACUCUGUCACCAACAUCCUGGGCAUCCGCACCUUCGUGGAGCAGACGGGAGCUUUGGGUGGUACGGAGAGCUCUGCCUACCCCCCCAAAAUGGAAGACUGGCCCGGCGUGAACAGGACUGCCUUCCCUUCCGCCCAGGCCGACAAAGCCACGGUGGAAGGGGACAUCAAAUACCCGCAGCCCGCCCCGGGACUCUCCUCCGUGGGCAGCUUUCUCCCGGCCUGCGCCUAUCCCCCCGGUAACCAGCACGGCGUCUACGGCGCGCCUGGCGGCUACAUCCCCCCGGGACACCCAUGGCAGCCGCAGGGCCACCACGGCCCCGGUGUGACGGUGCACGGAGGCGAUCUGGCCAGCGCCAUGGCCUUCAAGCAGCCCGGCAGGGAAGUCACGGACAGAAAACCCGGCAGCCCCGUGGGGAAAUCCCCGGAUCCUCUCAGCCCCAUCCACGGACUCUCGAUCCCAGCCUCCUCCUCCUAG
Molecule: messenger RNA, 1065 nt
Organism: Lagopus muta (rock ptarmigan)
Lineage: Eukaryota; Metazoa; Chordata; Aves; Galliformes; Phasianidae
Gene: PAX1
Product: paired box 1
Biological process (GO): anatomical structure development; regulation of transcription by RNA polymerase II
Molecular function (GO): DNA-binding transcription factor activity, RNA polymerase II-specific; RNA polymerase II cis-regulatory region sequence-specific DNA binding
Source: RefSeq, a predicted model, not a curated record